Owenia fusiformis is the source of this 622-nucleotide messenger RNA. Lineage: Eukaryota; Metazoa; Annelida; Polychaeta; Sabellida; Oweniidae. The record is from the annotation of a GenBank genome assembly.
GUUUUGUUCUCUCCUCGUCACUCAACUUUUUUCUCGGCAUUUUUCCUUUUUGGUGCACUGAACGAAAUAGAUCUUAAUUGUUUAGUUCAACUUGACCGGGAUGGAGUCCAAGAAAAAAAGAGGUAGACCCUCAUUUCUUACCGAUAGCACUAAAAAGAGAAGAAUUGAAGAGAGCAAAACUAAACACAACAAAUCAAGGAUAUUUAUAGGUUCAGAAAUCGACCGCUGGAUGAGUUUGAAAACUACAAUUGGCGUAAAAAACCACGUUUCUGUUGCAAAAUAUUUACUGGAUUUGUACUGUAGCAAGGCAGCAAGCAAGACAACGGGCCAAGAUGAAUUCAAAGACAGUGACAGUGACAAAGCCAUGAGUUCUACAAGGAGUUAUGAACAGAAAUCAGGGAAACAUGGCGUAAGAUUUAGCAACAGUAACAACAUUUCGUCAGCCCUGAGAAAAGACACAAAAUCAGCAGACAUUAUUUUCAUCAUUAAAGAUGGCGCUGAAGUAGCUGCUCACAAGACAAUACUUUCUCUAUUUAGUAAAGCAUUGCAAGAGAAUGAAGUUAGAAAGUGAAUUAAUCCAAUACUCAGUGAUGCAACACAAUGUGGUCUUGAUGGUUUCCUU